Molecule: messenger RNA, 3200 nt
Organism: Doryrhamphus excisus (bluestripe pipefish)
Lineage: Eukaryota; Metazoa; Chordata; Actinopteri; Syngnathiformes; Syngnathidae
Source: RefSeq, a predicted model, not a curated record
UAACCAACAGUCUUCAAUACCGUUGUAAAAUGGCGGCCGUUGUGACGUGACGGAUGCCCUCAAAGCCUUGCGCCACGGAAGUAGAAGAAAAAUGCGGAAGUUGGGAGACGACCAGAAACAAAAGCCCCGAUUGACGGCGCCAAAACGCGACACCAACAUGUCGUUUAGCAAAGAGUUUGUAAGGCAGCGGUUGAUGGUGGCUGCGGAGGAAAUAUUGGCGCUGUUUGAAAGGACGAUGGCGUCCUACGAGGAGGAACUUUGUCGAACGAGAGAGGAAAACGAGCGGCUUCGACAACAACUGGAAGCUGCUAGCAAGGCCGGGAUGAUGCUACACAGCAAAGGCGUGCAGCAGCUGACUGGUCAUCAAGCAGAAGAUCCACUUCAGCCGCAGGAGGAUCUCGGGCCCCCCCACGUUAAGGAGGAAGAGGAGGACCUCCGGGUCACUGGGCAAGGAGGUUGUCUUCCACGGUCGGAGCAGGCUGAUUUGACUGUCGCCUCCACGAAGUCUGAAGACUUGGCAGACGCCCUCUUAGCCCCGCUGUCAGAUAGCGAAGCUGAAGAAGCUUUGAGCGGCGAUACGGACCGUGAAGGCAACACGAGGACUCCCGUUGACAACAGACAGUCCGAGCGCCGUGAUAAGGAGGCGGGUAAAAAGCGUUUCACCUGCUCAGUGUGCGGUGAAGGCUACUCUUAUAAGUGCAAUUUGACUCUGCACAUGCGAACGCACACCGGAGAAAAACCUUUCAAGUGCUCCGCGUGCGGCGACGGCUUUAUCCAGAAGGUCGCUUUGAUUGCUCACACCGCAACGCACACAGGAGAAAAACCUUUCACCUGCUCUGUUUGCAGCAAGACGUUUUCUUACAAAAGCAAUUUGAACGCGCACAUGCGGACGCACAGUGAGAAACCCUUUGGUUGCUCAGUUUGCGAUAAAAGAUUCGCCCAAAAGGUCAACCUGGACUCACACUUGAGGACGCACACUGGGGAAAAACCUUUCAGUUGUUCUGUUUGUGGCAAAAAAUUCUCCCACAAGGCAAACAUGGUAACACACCUGAGAAUACACACGGGAGAAAAACCGUUCACCUGCUCAGCGUGUGGCGAAGGUUUCGCUCAAAAGGUGGCUUUGGCGGCGCAUGCAAGCAUGCACACGGGAGAAACACCCUUCGGUUGCUCAGUUUGCGGUAAAACAUUCUUUCAAAAAGCCAACAUGACGUCGCACAUGAAGACGCACACAGGAGAAAAACCUUUCACAUGCUCAGUUUGUGGUGAGAGUUUUGCGCAGAAGAUCACCUUGAUCACGCACACCAGAACACACACGGGAGAAAAACCUUUCAGUUGUUCCUUUUGUGGCAAGGAAUUCUCCCAGAAGUCCAACAUGGUGUCGCACAUGAGAAUCCACACUGGAGAGAAACCUUUUACUUGCUCGGUCUGCGGCGAGAGCUUUGCCCAGAAGGUGUCUCUGGGUGUACAUGAAAGAACGCACACGGGAGAGAAACCCUUUGCUUGUUCGGUUUGCGGGAAGAGAUUCUUUCAAAAGGCAAACAUGGUCAUGCACACGAGAACGCACACGGGGGAAACCACCUUCAGCUGCUCCGUCUGCGGCAAACGAUAUUCGCACAAGUCCACGUUGAUGACACACAUGCAGACGCACAGCAGGGAAUAAACGUCUUCCUGCCGUCUGAACCGCCAAUGUGUCACACAAGUUGGCUUCCGGUUCAAUUCCGGUGAGGAGCUCAGCUUCCGACCUCUGUUUUCUUAGAGAUCCAGAAAGUCACCCCCGACUUUGACGUCCUCCAAAGGGUGUUGGUCGUUUUCUCAACCACUCUUUGGCCGAACGCUCCACGUUGCGGCGAAUGAUCCCAAAUCGUGUGCAGCCCUGUUGCUGGUUCGCUUCCUGUUGUGUCUGAGGUCAAACCGUGUCAAAGGAACGACAACCUCUGCGUUAGCACCAAGUUGCAGUACGUACUUUUCUAGUUGCUGACUGGCACUGGCAGGGUUUGGGACUACGACGUUGGUGCUUUCGUCAGCCAACUCUUCUGCCGUUCUAUUGCAUCAUAGGCUUCCACGGGCCAGCCUUAUCCACCCAAAAGUCGUGCCACAGUAUGUCCACUCAUUGUCUGUUUUUGGGACGUCGGGCGUUUCGGAGUGGAAACGUCGGAGCUUUGCCUGGCAGCCAUUGUGGAAGAUGCUACCAAGGUACAUUUCUCUGCUCCACUUGAAAUAGCACUGGGCUUGGACUUUUCAAUUCUGGACUGGAUUCCUCUACGGACCCCAAAGAGUCAUAAAAUUACAGUUUGUGAUUUGUGAAACUUUGAUCUUAUUUGUUAAAACAUAAUGAAUGUACAUUUAGACGUGAAAAUCACGGGACUCUGACUUUUCAAAUCUGGACUGGAUUCAUCUACGGAUCCCAGAGGUUCACAAAGACGUUCUAGCAACGAAGAUCUAUUAUUAUUCGACGUUUAUCAACAUAUAACUAUGAUUGUACCGUGGAACUAGCCGUUUUAGCCCACUGGUCAUGUUGUUGCAAUAGUUAGCCGUGCUAACUAGCAUGGCUAGCAGCUGUUGAAAAAGUGACUACGGGCUAAACAUUUCUAAUCAGCAUUAAAGUUCCAUAUCCUGUUUCAUGGAAUCAUCAUCAUCAUGGAAUAUCCCAAGUCAUAUUAACAAGUCAAACGUCAAAACUACAAGAUGAAAAGUGAAAUAAAAAGUCAAAAUUCUGAAAUUCAUUUUCUACGGCCUCUAUCCUCACGAGGGUCUACACCAGGGGUCCCCAAACUUUUUCCAGUGAGGGCCACAUGACUUUUCGUUCCUCUGAAGGGGGCCAGGGUCAGGGUCGUAUGUUUGUUUAUAUUCUAUGACUGGGGCAAAGUGUGGUUGUAGUCACGUCACAAUAGGUUACCAUUUGCAGUUCUAUGACAGAAAAAUUACCAUGCUUUAUUGUUCAGGGGGCCGGGACAAAUGUGGAAGUGGGCCGUGUCCGGCCCCCGGGCCUUAGUUUGGGGACCACUGGUCUACACUGUGUGUACCACCACGCCUGCGUACGAGGUACACUCACAUGGAAGUACAAUUAGUCAUUAGCACUUUGACAAAAUAUCUUGUGUAUUGCGAAUAUGAACGUAUGAAUUGCAUUUUGUUGCCCUGUACAAGUGACAUGAGCAAUAACAAUAAAGUUGAAUCUAAUCUAAUCUAAUCUAAUGAACAAG